Molecule: messenger RNA, 1655 nt
Organism: Papilio xuthus (Asian swallowtail)
Lineage: Eukaryota; Metazoa; Arthropoda; Insecta; Lepidoptera; Papilionidae
Gene: Rh5
Product: Rhodopsin 5
Exons: 8
Coding region: 156-1301 (381 amino acids)
Biological process (GO): visual perception; G protein-coupled receptor signaling pathway
Cellular component (GO): membrane
Molecular function (GO): G protein-coupled receptor activity
Source: RefSeq, a predicted model, not a curated record
ACAAGUGAGAAGCGACAGCCGUUGUCGGACUACUCACUUCGUCAAAACCGUAGUCAACUCUAGAAUCAACCAACCAAUGUUACAAUUCUCUCCACUCUGCUGAGUGCUCGUCCAGUAGAAUAUUUUAUUUUACAUUUAAAUAGACGCUGCACAAAAUGGCUGCAAAUUAUUCAGACGACAUCGGCCCCAUGGCCUACCCCAUGAAGCUGGUUUCAUCGGAGAUGGUGGAACACAUGAUGGGCUGGAACAUCCCGGAAGAACACCAGGCGAUGGUACACGCGCACUGGCGCAGCUUCCCUGCCGUCAGCAAGUACUACCACUUCAUCCUUGCCCUCAUCUACACCAUGCUUAUGGUCACCUCACUCGUCGGGAACGGCAUCGUCAUCUGGAUAUUCAGCACAUCGAAAUCAUUACGCAGUGCAAGCAACAUGUUCGUUAUCAACCUGGCGGUGUUCGACCUGAUGAUGAUGAUCGAGAUGCCCCUACUGAUAGCUAACUCUUUCUAUCAACAUCCAAUCGGGUUCCAGCUCGGUUGUGACGUGUACGCCGUACUCGGCUCCAUAUCCGGCAUUGGGGGAGCCAUCACUAAUGCUGUUAUUGCCUUCGACAGAUACAAGACCAUCUCUUGCCCGCUGGACGGAAGAAUUAACAAAGUACAAGCUUCGCUUCUUAUCGCUUUCACGUGGUUCUGGUCGAUGCCAUUCACCAUCUUACCGGCUUUGAAAGUUUGGGGACGAUUUGUUCCUGAGGGCUUCCUGACAACUUGCUCGUUCGACUACUUCACGGACGACCAGGACACCAAAGUUUUCGUCGCUUGCAUCUUUGUGUGGAGCUACGCUAUCCCCAUGGCGCUUAUCUGCUAUUUCUACUCUCAACUCUUUGGUGCUGUACGACUUCACGAGAGGAUGCUACAAGAGCAGGCUAAGAAGAUGAACGUAAAAUCUUUGGCCAGCAACAAGGAGGACGCUAGCAAGAGCGUUGAGAUCAGGAUUGCGAAAGUCGCCUUCACCAUCUUCUUCAUGUUCGUCUGCGGCUGGACCCCGUACGCCUUCGUCACCAUGACUGGUGCUUAUGGAGACAGGAGCCUGUUGACACCUGUUGCCACCAUGAUUCCUGCUGUCUGCUGCAAGAUUGUGUCCUGCAUAGAUCCUUGGGUGUACGCCAUCAACCACCCAAGAUACAGGGCUGAGCUGCAGAAGCGUCUUCCCUGGCUCGGAGUCCGCGAACAGGAUCCGGAUACGGUUUCCAACAGCAACAGUGUCACCACCACGCAGUCCCACACGCCCACAGCUGAGGCAUAAAUCCAACGAACGAUGCAAUCGAAUCCACAACACCGCUGCCUGUACAUAACCUACAAAUAUAAAUAUUUAUUUGUAUUUAUAACUUCAAUCUAGCUAUUUAUUAUUGUAUGUUAGUAUGCAAUAAUUUUGUACUGUAAAUUAUUUUAUUUCGAGAGGAAUAUUAAUGCUUAUAGUACUGAUAGUUGAUAAGUUUCUUAAUAUUUUUCUCUUCUUCGAUUGCAUCUGCCAAAUAAACGACCAAAGCUUGUUGUAUGGACUCCGAUGAAAACAGAUUAAAAAAAUUAAUUGUUUUAUAUCAAAUACGUGUUAAUGUUAUUUUGAUGUUAGCAAAGUACAAGAUUUUUUAAAGUACAA